AGGAGUGAACCAAAUCUUGUCCGAACCUUAUCCGUCUUUUUAGCUACCGCCUCUUUCAGUUCUUUACUCCCACUACAAAAAAAAUCUUGGAAUCCAUUUCUGCAUAAGUUUGUUUGCUUUGCAGAAAAUGUCAGCUCCGAGUCUCUCCAUGGCAGCUACAGCAGCAGUUGCCUCUUCUUCACUCUGCAAGAACAACAAACUUUCCACUCUUUUUUCUUCAUCACUUCAAUCUCUUCCUUCAAAACCUACUCCUAAGCCGUUAAAACCUUUCAACCUCAAAACCCAAAGCCCCAAUUCCCUUCCUUUAACUCUUCACCUAUUUCUCCCACGUUUACCCUGCUUUUCAGCUUCUGUUGACAGCUUCGAAGUUGCGGAAGAUGACCAAAGCACUGGAGAAGAAUACCCAGAAACUCAAGACCUUGAAGAACAACCACUACAGGAAGAAGGUGAAGAAGAGAAGGUUUCAGAGCCUGGCGGUGAAGAAGGAAGGUUGUAUGUAGGGAAUUUGCCUUAUUCAAUGACUUCUUCCGAGUUAUCUGAGAUUUUUAGUGAGGCUGGUCGUGUUGCUAAUGUGGAGAUUGUUUAUGAUCGAGUUACGAAUAGGAGCAGGGGAUUUGGCUUUGUUACAAUGGGGAGCGUUGAUGAUGCCAAAGAAGCAAUUAGGCUGUUUGAUGGAUCUCAAGUCGGAGGACGGACUGUGAAGGUGAACUUCCCGGAGGUGCCAAGAGGAGGUGAGAGGGAAGUAAUGGGACCAGAGAUACGUAGAGGUUACAAAAGCUUUAUAGAUAGCCCUUACAAGAUCUAUGCAGGAAACCUCGGUUGGAGUGUCACCUCUGAAGGUCUCAGAGAUGCUUUUGCUAGUCAACCAGGCCUGUUAAGUGCUAAAGUCAUAUAUGAAAGGGACACAGGAAGAUCUCGAGGUUUUGGAUUCGUAUCCUUUGAGUCUGCUGAGACUGUUGAGGCUGCUCUAAAUGCCAUGAAUGAAGUGGAGGUAGAAGGUCGACCUCUACGAUUAAAUAUGGCUGCCGAUAGAGCUCCCCGUACUCCACCUGAAAUGGAAAGAAACACAGAAGACAGUCUUGAAAGCAGUGAAUUGCUUUCCAGUGUUACUGUUUGAUAGACUAACCAAAGAUAAUAGGUGGUUCAAUAUGGUUUUACAAAAAAAAAAAAAAAAAAAUCUACUUUUUACAAAACCUCUAGUCCAGAACUGUUUACAAAUGUUACAUGUAAAAUCAUAGAGAAAGGAGAUGAUUCUCUCUACUUUUUUUUUUUUGGAGUAUAUGCAUUUCUAUACUGCUUGAGUUAUACAUAUUAUGGCAGUUUCAA
Molecule: messenger RNA, 1326 nt
Organism: Durio zibethinus
Lineage: Eukaryota; Viridiplantae; Streptophyta; Magnoliopsida; Malvales; Malvaceae
Product: RNA-binding protein CP33, chloroplastic-like
Biological process (GO): chloroplast rRNA processing
Cellular component (GO): chloroplast thylakoid membrane
Molecular function (GO): mRNA binding
Source: RefSeq, a predicted model, not a curated record